AUGUCUACAUUCAACGCUGAAGAAGCCGAUAACUUGGAAGAUAUUGAAAAGCAGUUUGCCGUCAAGGCAGUGAUGCAAGCCGACACAUACUGGAACUUGCUCAGCAAGAUUCCCGGUACCAAGCUCAAGUUCACACCAAGAGACAACGAUAUUUUUGAAACUUUGCUUGCGGACUUUCCUGAAUUCGAGAGCCCAGAUUUCGUCAAGAAGAUUAACGAGGACGAGAUGAAAUCCAAGGACGGAAAGGAGAGGUGGAGAAACUUCUGCAAGAAGUUCGAGGACAUUGAAGACUACAACUUUGGAACCUUGUUGAGAGUCAGCAGUGACGACGAAUACACUCAGGAGGGCACGAUCUUUGUCCUGAGAUUGCAAUUCUAUGCAGUUGAGAUUUGCAGAAACAGGUACGGUUUGAACGAGUGGGUUUCCGGCAAGAAAUAA
Kuraishia capsulata CBS 1993 is the source of this 438-nucleotide messenger RNA. RefSeq lists its product as uncharacterized. NCBI's taxonomy places the organism in Eukaryota, Fungi, Ascomycota, Pichiomycetes, Pichiales, Pichiaceae. Gene Ontology annotation, cellular component: cytoplasm. The transcript has a single exon. The record is from RefSeq and is a predicted model, not a curated record. Bases 1 to 438 code for a protein of 145 amino acids.